AUGUUCAUAACGCGUAAUUAUACCGAAGAGUCUGGUUUUUGUGAAGCCUCCUGCUCCUUCUGCUCCAUUGCAAAGCCAAACCCUUGCAGCAGCAGCUCGAAACCCACGAUCUGGCGAUGGUUUGAUGUGCUUGCAAUCCCCUUCGACCACGCUGAUAAGCUCCGCCCCCUGCUGCUGCCUCUUCAUUCUCAAGAUAAGGGAAGAAAGAAUCGGAGAGGAGUUUUUGAAGCUAUGACGAUGGGGUCAUCCCCUGCUGCGACAGUGUUGGUGCUUGUAAUGUGCUGCUUGCUGUGUGGAGGAGGAGCUGCUGUGGAGGGAGGGCUCAUUGUGGAGCUCGUGACGCCCUCGGUGUCCCUUGGAUCCGAUGCGCAGAAGCUUCAGGUGUCUGUGACCUCGUCCGAUGGGUCGCCUGCUCCCGCUGCUACAGUGGCACUCGCUUCCGUUCACUCUGUCGCGUCUGAUUCUCCAGUUUCGAUCUCCGAGCAGAGCUUUGCAUCUAUUGGAGAUGGUAAGUAUGAAUUGGGGCUUUCGUCAAGUGACCUCUUCUUGGGGAAGUACAAGCUCCGGAUUGAUGCAUCAUCGGACGAUGAUAAGGGUUUCCUGGACACUGUGAUUGCCGUGACUGCCCCCAUUUCGGUGUCCAAUGUGAAGGUUGGUGUAGUAGAGGGCGAUAGCGUCCUCCCUGAGUCGGAUGCUAGGUUAGAGUUUAAGCAGACGACGACAUUGUCGGCAACCCACUUACAGAAGCUCAAACUCGCAUUUGAGGUCAGUGGUCCAUCCGGUGCUCUGUUCAAACCCCAGCAGGUUAUGCUGAAGCUGAGAGGCGAGAGUGGCGUGGAGCAGACUUUCCUCAUCAAAUCUUCGACAGGAAACUCUUACGAGCUCACUUUGGACUUCACAAAGUUGGUGGAGAAGCUGAACCACCAAUCGGGUGUUUAUACUGUUGACCUAAUCGUCGGUGACGAUGUCAUGGAGAACUCAUUUUUGUGGACUUUGGCGUCUUUGGAUCUGGACUUGCCAGAGGGCCCUGAAGGAGCAUCAUCCGCACCCGUCUCCAAAUUUGGUCCCAAGCCUGAGAUUUCUCACAUCUUCCGUCAGCCCGAGAAGAGGCCUCCGACGUAUCUCUCGAUGGCGUUCUUAGUUCUGACCUUGCUCCCACUUGUAGGGUUCUUCGUCGCCCUCCUGCAACUUGGCGUCAACCUAAAGAAUCUUCCAUCCGGCGGAUUGCCGCUAGCUGCCGCUGCUGGGUUCCACGGUGGUAUUGCAAGUAUCCUGGUUCUGUACCUCAUGUUCUGGUUGAAGCUGAACCUAUUCACGACGUUGCAGGUGCUUGGAUUCCUAGGUUUGUUGACUCUCGUGCCUGGGUUUAACAUUCUUUCCUACUUGGCAAACCUUUCGUCAGCUUCCAAAGUGAAAACGUCGUAGUGACACUGCCGCUUAGUUUUGGGCGUAUGGAAGUGGUUCAAUGGACACGUGUUGGAUUUAUUGUUGCCUAAGAUUUAUACUUUGAGCCCAGUUUUGAUGCCUUGUAGAUCACUAUCUGUAAUUUGGAGCUCUUAGAAAAAGUACAGAGGACGUGCAGUUACUGCUUACCUUGCGCUCCCUGCCUUCAUAUGCCCUGUCCCUUCCUGGUAAAAUGGAAUAGAAUUUGUCAACUUCAGAGCAGUAA
Molecule: messenger RNA, 1669 nt
Organism: Physcomitrium patens
Lineage: Eukaryota; Viridiplantae; Streptophyta; Bryopsida; Funariales; Funariaceae
Product: dolichyl-diphosphooligosaccharide--protein glycosyltransferase subunit 2
Biological process (GO): protein N-linked glycosylation
Cellular component (GO): membrane; oligosaccharyltransferase complex
Source: RefSeq, a predicted model, not a curated record